Messenger RNA from Elaeis guineensis (African oil palm), 952 nucleotides. NCBI's taxonomy places the organism in Eukaryota, Viridiplantae, Streptophyta, Magnoliopsida, Arecales, Arecaceae. The record is from RefSeq and is a predicted model, not a curated record.
AUGUCCAACAGCAUACAAUUCUCCAUUCCACGACUCAUCACCACCAAUUAUGAGAAUUGGAACAUCCAGAUGAAGGCAUUGCUAGGCUCCCAAGAUAUUUGGGAGGUUGUUGAAAAGGGAUAUGAAGAAUCCCAAGAUGACCGCGCACAAAUGGUGGCACAAAGAACGGUGCUUGUCGAUCUAAGAAAAAAAGACAAGAAGGCCCUUUAUUUCAUCUAUCAAGGGCUAGAUGAAGUCAGAUUCAAGAAGGUUGCUUGUGCCACCAACUCGAAGCAACCUUGUGAGAUCUUCGAGAAUGCUCAUAAGGGCGUUGAGAAAGUGAAGAAGGUGCACCUCCAAAUGUUGAGAGGCGAGUUUCGGACUUUAAAGAUGAAGGAAGGAGAAUCCAUCUCGGAUUACUUCACUAAAGUUCUCUCUAAUAUAAACCAAAUGAAAAGAAAUGGUAAGAAUGUGGAGGACAAGCGUGUGGUGGAGAAGAUCCUAAGAUCCUUGGAUCAGAAGUUUGACUAUGUUGUGGCUACAAUUGAAGAGUCCAAAUAUGUGGACACUAUGAUAGUUGAUGAACUCAUGGUUUCUCUACAAGUCCAUGAGCAGAGGAUCUUGAUGCGAAAAGAAGAACCCUUGGAGCAAACCUUGAAGUGCAAGCUCACCAUCAAUAAGAAGAAGGAUGGCCCAACUAGCGAAAGCAGUCAAAUAAAUCGCGAACGUUACCAUAAUGAGAAUAACCAAGUGCAUGAGAAGGUCAACUAUGCAAAGAAAGAGGAAGGAGAAGAUGGUAUCUUGCUAUUAGCAGAGAAGGAAGAAGAAGCUUCCAAUGAAAAUAUUUGGUACUUAGAUACCGGCGCAAGCAAUCAUAUGUGCGGGUACAAACACAUGUUCAAAGAGUUAGAUGAGACAGUGGAAGGCAAUAUUUCUUUCGGUGAUACCUCAAAAGUUCAAGUGAAGGGGAUAG